Messenger RNA from Dovyalis caffra, 417 nucleotides. NCBI's taxonomy places the organism in Eukaryota, Viridiplantae, Streptophyta, Magnoliopsida, Malpighiales, Salicaceae. The record is from the annotation of a GenBank genome assembly.
AUGGCACCAUUAUUAUCAAGGCCAGGGUUCAACAAUAUGCCGAGUCUCAGGUCUGAUAUAACCAGUUCUAAAGCAAGACAUAUCCUUGAUCCUGAGAAUAGUGGACAAAAUAUGAGUCUAGCAUGUCUUGCGUGCCACAGCGUAGAAAGUCCAUCACACUCCUUUAGAAGCUACUCAGUCUCGAGUUCAGACAAUGAAGGAAGAUGUUCUGCCAUUGCCAACUGCAUAACCCGGAAGUUAUCUCUUCCUCCUCCCAGAACCAACUCCUCUUUUGCAUCUUCAUCCAAAGUGACCCCACAACCAGCUAAUCCAAGUGAUGACGACAUGACAGGACCCCCACGACUAGUACGUAGUCGUGCCGUGAGAAGAGACCUUGUAAGAGAUUGGAAUUUUGAUGGUGUUGUGAUGGAGCGUUAA